GGCGCAGAACGGAAGCCGGUCGUGUGCGCCACACCUCUCGAGAGCCAGCGACCAAUCAGCGCCAAGUUUCACCUGUUCGUGGCCCUUCAUUGGUUUAAUAUUGCUGGGAGGCGGCGAGAAAGGGAAGGCGGACGACCAAUCGCGGGGCCCACCGCGCGCGCCCUGGUUGCCCCGGGAAACCUAACAGCAGGCAGCAGCGGUCCUCAGACCCGAGACAGUGGGUCCAACAUGGAUAGCCAAGAUCGGGAUACCGAGGGCGAAGGUGGAGCCGAGCAAGGCCUGACCAGGCAGUCAUCCGAGAUCAAGGUCAGCUUCGAACCUCAGACCACGGCUGACCCUGCGGAGCCGGGGCCGGAACCGGGACAGCAGCCGGGACAGGAGCCGGGACCGGAGCCGGAGACCCAGCCGGUUGCAGACGACCCCAAAGCAGAGGCUUCGGAGGGGAGCGAUUAUGCGCAUGUCGAGGUCCUGGAAAGUCUGGAGGCCGCCGAGGCUACAGACGAGGCAGUAGAGGCAGCGAGCGAGGCCGUGUCCCAAGAGCCAGAGAGACUGCCAGAGCCCCAGCCCGAGACUGAGCGGGAGUCCAAGGAGCUGGACGAGGACGAAGAGGAAGAAGACGAUGAAGAUGACGAGGAUGAGGACGAGGAACCCGAUGGGCCGGAGAAGCAGAAGGACAAGGUGAAGAGGAUGAAGAGCAAGGAGUCACGGUUCCGGCCCUCACUGCCGCUGACCACGAUAGUCGAAGAGGCGGCUGCUCCAGCCCCACGGGCAGAGAAAGAGAAAGCGAAGGAAUCUGAGCAGAAGCGAGGUAGCGAGGAUCUCGAGGCGACAGGUCGAGAACGACGCAAGAAAAGCAAAGAAGAGCAUCUUCUCUUUGGAGAGGAGGAGGAGGAAGAGGAAGAGGACGAGAAGGAAGGGGACUACGACGACUUCGAGUGGUCUGCGGAUGUUCGGAAGCUGCAAGAGCAGCAGCUGCGUGGGGAGCUAGUGGACCAGUACCACGCCCUGCUGGUGGAGCGGAACCGAUACCAGCGCUACAAUGUGUACCUACAGCAGAAGAUCUCCGAUACGCUACGCAAGAAGGGCCUGGAAGCAGCUGAACCUGCGGACAAGAGUGCGGAACCAGAUUCUCCAGAGAAAGAGCAAACAUACUUGCGCUAUCUGGCCGUGCUGGAGGAACUGAAGAAACAAGAGGCAGACGACCUAGAGUGGUACCGCGAGGAGGUGCGUGAGCUGAAGCACCAGUGCCAGGAGAAGCAGGCCAGGGUGGAGAGAGAGUGGCGGCGCUUCCAGACCCUCAAGAAGCAGGUGGUGAUGCAGGUCAUGGGCAGCUGCCGCAUGCGCGGUGGGCGCCAGGCGGCUCUGAGAGAGGUGGAACAGAUCCAGGCGCUGGAGGAUAAAAAGGAGAAGGAGAUGAGCGCCUUGCGCCUCGAGAACGUGCAGCUGAAGCAGAGCCUGGUACACUUUGAAACCAGGAUGAAGGCCCAGGAGGACUUGGCUGAGGGACUGCUCCUCAUCGACUUUGAACAGCUCAAAAUUGAGAACCAGACCUUCAACGAGAAAGUAGAGGAACGAAACGAAGAACUUCUAAAACUGCGCACUAAGGUGACCAGCAACGUGCAGAUAAUAACCCACGUGAAGGAAAAGCUGUCUUUCAUCGACACGGAGAACGCAUGCAAAAAGGCACAACUUUUGGAAAUCGAGGCCCAGGUGGCCCUAGGAAGAGACCUAUUGACAAAGACAAAGCAAGUCCGAGACAGCCUGCGAACUGACAACGUCAAACUGAAUCAGAAAUGUGGGCUUCUGGGUAAGGAAUCACUCCUCCGAGACUUAGAAGAAAAAGUGGAUAAGACAAAAUUUCUCAACAGGCGUCUGGAAUCCCUAAAGCGCCAUCAUGCGGGGCUCACCUUGUCCUGCAAAGGGGUGAAGCAAAAGAUCAGGGAAGCCAAAGCAUUCCUCCCCUCUUGACAGGACAGUUGGCAAAACCUCCAAAACUCUAGAAACUUUGUCCCCGACUCUCUUCUGCCCUCCCAUAGUCAUUCUAAGUGACUGUAGAUGCAACUGGAUGCAACUUUAUUUUUGUCAUUGCCAGCUUCCGAAUUCCUGCUGAACACAUCGGGUUACAUGAGGUUGAGUAAAAUAUAUCUACAGAGAGAAAGUGGGGUGAUUAAACUGACUAAUAAAGAAAAGCCUUUCUGGCCAAGCAGUCCCAUCAUCUAGAGGGCUGUUAAAACUGUUCCUUGCCCACGUGUAAGAAUGGUUUAAAGGUUCAACCAGUGGCCAAGGUAUAGAAAACCCCUGUGCACUGGUCUGAUCACUGUCAUCUUUGUACGAACUAAACUAUCAUCUUGACUCACUGUCUCAAUUAGUCCACAAAUCCCCUUCAUCUCUCUGGAUGGGUGUGUGGGCAUGUGGAGACAGGAUCUCUUACUCAACCAGGAGCUUGCAUUUUCAGUAGGACUGUGCAGCUAGCAUGAUGAUCCUGGGAUCUGCCCGUCUCUGUUCCCCAGCACUGGGUUACAGGCAUGCAAGGCCAAGUCUAGCUUUUUUAUGUGGGUGUUGGGAAUUUGAAUUCAGAUCCUUGUGCUUUCAAACAAGUACUCUUACCUUCUGAGCCAUAACCUGUCAUCAACAACCUGGCUGUUAUCAUUACAUAACCCUCUUCCUUUAAAUGACACAAUUUUGUUUGCUAAAGUAUAUUGGCUUUGAAGUCAAUAAAAUGUAAAAUCGUU
This is a messenger RNA of Myodes glareolus (Bank vole), 2732 nucleotides long. It is a transcript of the gene Cfap184, whose product is annotated as cilia and flagella associated protein 184. Gene Ontology annotation, biological process: cilium assembly. Gene Ontology annotation, cellular component: ciliary basal body; axoneme. The record is from RefSeq and is a predicted model, not a curated record. Lineage: Eukaryota; Metazoa; Chordata; Mammalia; Rodentia; Cricetidae.